AUUCCAUGUUGUUUCGCACGUGCCGCAAGUGCUCUCGCCGCAAUCUAGAUUCCAUUUUCUAUCUCUCUCUCUCUCUCAGCGAUGAUUAACACAAGAAGAAACAUAGAAAGAAGAAAAACCUUCCAUUCGGUUCAAUUACAAUAUACAGUUUCCACAUCACUUCACAUAAAAAACCGACCCGAAUCCGUCGAUCCAAACCUGAUCUCAGGUAAUGGAGUCGAUACUUGGUCGUGCUCUUGAAUACACUCUCAAGUAUUGGCUCAAAUCCUUCUCACGAGAUCAGUUCAAGUUACAAGGCCACACCGUUCACCUUUCCAAUUUAGAUAUCAACGGCGACGCUUUGCAUUCCAGCGUUGGAUUGCCGCCGGCGUUGAAUGUCGCAUCCGCCAAAGUUGGAAAACUCGAGAUAACGCUUCCGUCAGUUAGUAAUGUGCAAAUUGAACCAAUUGUUAUUCAAAUUGAUAAACUCGAUCUGGUUCUUGAAGAGAAUUCUGAUUUCGAUGCAUCUUCAAGUUCAAAUAGUUCAGCGACCUCUGCUGCUACAGCCAAGGGAAGCAAGACUAGCGGUUACGGUUUUGCUGAUAAGGUCGCAGAUGGCAUGACUAUACAAAUUCAUACAGUUAAUCUAUUACUUGAAACUCGCGGUGGUUCUCGUCGCCCAGGUGGAGCAACAUGGGCACCACCUAUGGCAUCUAUCACCAUACGCAACCUUUUGCUGUAUACCACAAAUGAAAACUGGCAGGUUGUAAAUCUUAAGGAAGCACGGGACUUCUCCAGUAACACGAAGUACAUAUAUGUCUUCAAAAAACUGGAAUGGGAAUCUUUGUCUAUUGAUCUUUUGCCGCAUCCAGACAUGUUUGCUGAUGUUACAUUUGGCCGCUCUGAAGAGGGAUCAAACCUGAGGGAUGAUGAUGGUGCAAAAAGAGUAUUCUUUGGAGGAGAGCGUUUUGUGGAAGGAAUAUCAGGAGAAGCAUAUAUAACGAUUCAGAGAACUGAAUUGAAUAGCCCACUUGGACUUGAGGUUCAAUUGCACAUCAACGAAGCUGUUUGCCCUGCGUUAAGUGAACCAGGACUUCGUGCACUUCUUCGCUUCAUGACCGGAGUAUAUGUUUGUCUAAACAGGGGUGAUGUUGAUUCAAAGGCUCAACAGCGAUCCACUGAAGCAGCUGGGUGUUCUCUUGUUUCAAUUGUCGUAGAUCAUAUGUUUCUUUGCAUUAAAGAUACUGAGUUCCAGCUUGAGUUUUUGAUGCAGUCCCUCUUUUUCUCUAGGGCCAGUCUUUCUGAAGUAGAUAAUGACAAGAACUUAACCAAGAUUUCAAUUGCUGGAUUAUUUUUAAGGGACACCUUUUCCUCCCCUCCAUGUACUUUAGUGCAACCAUCAAUGCAAGCUUUCACUGGAGAUGCUUUUGAUGUGCCAGAAUUUGCUAGAAGCUUUUCCCCCCCGAUAUAUCCUCUAGGAGAACAACAAUGGCAGUUAAGUGAGGGAACCCCUCUAAUAUGCCUCCAUGCUCUCCAGAUCAUACCUUCUCCACUUCCACCAUCCUUUGCUUCUAAAACCGUUAUUGACUGUCAGCCUCUGAUGAUUCAUCUCCAAGAAGAUUCAUGCCUGAGGAUAUCCUCUUUUUUAGCUGAUGGUAUUGUUGUCAGUCCUGGUGACAUCUUACCAGAUUUCUCAGUGAAAUCUUUUAUUUUCACUCUCAAGGGAUUGGAUCUUACAGUUCCUUUUGACAAGGCCAAAAUGGAUACUUCUAAAAGUGACAUAGACAAUACACUCCAUACAUCCUUUACUGGAGCAAGGCUUCAUAUUGAAAGCCUUUCAUUUUUAGAUUCACCUUCAUUGAAACUAAGAAUGCUGAACCUUGAGAAGGAUCCUGCUUGCUUCUGUCUCUGGGAAGGUCAACCAGUUGAUGCUACCCAGAAGAAGUGGACUGCCAGAGCAUCCCAGCUUACUUUGUCUCUGGAAGCAUGCACCGGUACAACUGGACGUCAGACUGCAGGAUUGUGGAGAUGUGUUGAUCUGACAGAAGCUUGCAUUGAAGUAGCCAUGGCAACCGCUGAUGGAAGCCCGUUGUUAAAAAUUCCUCCUCCUGGGGGUAUUGUCAGGGUUGGAGUUGCUUGCGAACAGUAUUUGUCCAACACUUCUGUUGAGCAAUUAUUUUAUGUCCUAGAUCUAUACGGUUAUUUUGGAAAAGUUAGUGAAAUGAUGGCAAUGGCUGGAAAAAAGAAACAACUGGAGGACGUUGGGCACAAAUCUUUCAGUGGAAAGCUUAUGGACAAGGCUCCUAGUGACACUGCUGUGAGUUUAUCAGUGAAAGACCUCCAACUUCGAUUCCUGGAGUCUUCACCAAUGAUUGUUGAGGGACUGCCAUUAGUGCAAUUUGUUGGAAAUGAUCUGUUUACCAGUGCCACUCAUAGAACCCUUGGUGGGGCUAUUGUUGUUUCAUCUUCUCUACGCUGGGAGAGUGUUGAGAUAAGUUGUGUGGAUGCUGAGGGGAAGUUGGCAUCUGAAAGUGGCUCUUUCUUGAGUUCUAGCAUAAAUGUUCCUUCACCAAGUGACAAUGGAUAUCCUCAACUAAGAGCUGUAUUCUGGGUGCAUAAGAACGAGAGACAUCAAAUGGAUGGAAAUGCUCAUUCAAUCCCUUUUCUUGACAUAAGCAUGGUCCAAGUCAUACCAUUACAUGAACAAGACUUGGAGUCUCAUAGUUUGAAUGUCUCAGCUUCCAUAUCUGGUGUUCGUCUUGGUGGGGGAAUGAACUAUACUGAAGCCCUACUGCAUAGAUUUGGAAUACUUGAGCUUGAUGGAGCUCCUGGAAAGGGUCUUUGUAAAGGGUUGGAAAACUUACAAAAGGGGCCAUUGUCAAAACUUUUUAAAUCAACUCCUAUGAUUCUUGAUGAUUCAGAAGAUGUUGAAAGCAUGGGGGAAGGGAAAGAAACAGGUUUUCCACGCUUGAAGAAGCCAGAUGAUGUGGAUGUAACUAUAAAAUUGAGAGACUGGUUAUUUGCUCUCGAAGGUGCACAGGAUAUGGCUGAAAGGUGGUGGUUCUCCAGCCAUGAGGAUGAAGGAAGAGAAGAGAGGUGUUGGCACACAUCUUUCCAUAGUUUACAAGUAAAUGCAAAAAGAAGCCCGAAUAAUGUUAAAGAUGAAAAAGCACAAAUGCAUAGAAUACAGCAUCAUUCAGUAGAAGUGGUUACGGUGGGAGUUCAAGGGCUGCAAAUCCUGAAGCCUCAUACCCAAAAAAAGGUUCCUUCAUCAAUGGUAAUUGCCAACGGGGUUAAGGAACUUAAUGACACAAUUGGAGGAAUUGGUCUUGAAGUUCGCCUGAUAUUAUGUGAGGAGAAUGUUGAUGAUGAAACGACUAACUGGGAAGUGGAAAAUCUAAAAUUCUCAGUUGGACAGCCGGUUGAGGUGGUUGUAACGAAGGAUGAGGUUCAGCACCUUACUUUUUUGUGCAAAUCUGAAAUUGAUUCAAUUGGACGGAUAACUGCUGGAAUUAUACGGUUGCUUAAGUUAGAAGGCUCUAUUGGUCAGUCUGUAGUAGAUCAACUAGGCAACCUAGGAAGUGAAGGCAUUGACAAGAUCUUCUCUUCUGAAAAGGCUAGUAGAGAUGGUAGUGUUAGUAGUAGAGGACUUUCUCCAUUACCAAACUCCUUAAUUGAAGAACCAAAAAAAACUAAGGAGCAGACAUUAGCUUUGCUCGAGGAAGCAGUUAUGGACUCACAGGCUAAACUUAAUGAUUUAAUCAGUGAUAUUGGUACUUCAGAGUCUUCUUCCUCACAACACCUUACCAUCGUCAAAGUAAGUCAAAAGAUCGACACUAUGCAGGGCUUAUUGAUGCAAUUGCGGAAUCAACUUUAAGAUUCUUCUGCCAUUUUUUGAUGUAUAAAUAUAUAAUAUUCAAUUGAUUUUCGAUCACAUAGGUUAUAUGCAAAUCUUAUGUAUAUAGGAUACAAGUCCUUGUUGAGUGAGUGUUUUACAAAGCGAUGUCAUUGUAACAGAAAAUUUUGUUCUCUUAAGCAAAAAUUGCAAAAUAUUUUCCGAUCAUGUAAUGUAAUUAAUGCUAGUGCUACCGUGUACAAGUGAUACAUAUUGUGCACAGUGAAAGAGUAAAUUUAACCGUUAGAUUAAAAUGA
Messenger RNA from Cicer arietinum (chickpea), 4131 nucleotides. RefSeq lists its product as uncharacterized. The record is from RefSeq and is a predicted model, not a curated record. NCBI's taxonomy places the organism in Eukaryota, Viridiplantae, Streptophyta, Magnoliopsida, Fabales, Fabaceae.